Molecule: messenger RNA, 1056 nt
Organism: Caenorhabditis auriculariae
Lineage: Eukaryota; Metazoa; Nematoda; Chromadorea; Rhabditida; Rhabditidae
Source: the annotation of a GenBank genome assembly
AUGCCGGUCAUCAAAUUAACAACUAACAUUGAUUCCAGCGAAAUUUCGGCCGAUUUUCAGGUAAGAAAAAUCAAUCAAAAGGAAAAAAGAUGAUGGUAGUUUUCAGUACAAAUUGGCUCAAGUGGUCGCGAAUUCGAUGGGAAAACCAGUCGAUUGGAUGUUCGUUGAGGUGAAAAAAAAGACUGGGCAUUUCUAGUGACCACUCUAGUAGCUUCAGCCCUCUUAAGAGAUCCCUAGAAUUUCCCAGAAACGUCCGGAGCACGUCCGUUUUGUCCGAGUAUACAAUUUUAAUUGAAAAACUUUCACAACGUGAUUUUUCCCUCAAUUUCCAAAACUUGAUCGAUUUUUCAGAUUUCCGCAGGAGCCAGAUUGUCCCAGGGGCUUUCAAACGAACCCCUGGCCCUCGUGAAUGUAUUUCAUUCACUAUUAACUGGAUUUUAAGACAUUUUUGAGGUAACUUCAAACGGCGGAGUGUCCCGAGAGGAAAAUCAGAAGCAUAUCGACGCGAUUUGCAAAUUCCUCAAAGAAAGCUUGAAGUUGGACAAGGAAAAGGUAAGUUUUCCAGUAGCCUCUUUAUGGCCUUUCAAGAAAACGAGUGGAUACUUGAUAUAUUUUUCCUAAAAAGCAAAAACUUAAAUGAUUGAGGAAAAAUUUGAAGCUCUUUUAUAGUGAUAUUUCAAGCUUUAAAUUGGGCACUGGAAAAGCAAAAUUUAAAAAACUCGUACUUCUGGGAAAUUUUUUAGUGGUCAAAUUAGUGGCCACUAUAGGGACUAACAGUUAGACCCCUAUAGUGACCACUAAGUGGUGCUACUACCCACUAAAAAUUUUCAAAAAUGCUAGGAGAAAACUCAUAGAAAAACUACUAAAGUGGUCACUAUAGAGGUGGUUUUAGUGUCCUCUCCAAGUAGUCCUUGAAAACCCCCUACAGUGGCCACGAAAAAAUCUCCCAUUUCUAUAGAAACCGAUUGGAAAAAAUUUCAGAUCCUCAUCAAUUUCCACCAGAUGGACGGCUCUAUGAUAGGAUUCAACGGAAAACUUCUUGCCAACAAAAUAUGA